This is a messenger RNA of Raphanus sativus (radish), 834 nucleotides long. Its product is annotated as small nuclear ribonucleoprotein SmD3b. The coding region runs from base 110 to 502 and encodes 130 amino acids. The record is from RefSeq and is a predicted model, not a curated record. The transcript is spliced from 6 exons. Gene Ontology annotation, biological process: RNA processing; spliceosomal snRNP assembly. Gene Ontology annotation, molecular function: RNA binding. Gene Ontology annotation, cellular component: U4 snRNP; U2 snRNP; pICln-Sm protein complex. NCBI's taxonomy places the organism in Eukaryota, Viridiplantae, Streptophyta, Magnoliopsida, Brassicales, Brassicaceae.
UCUCACUCUCACUCUCACUCUCCUUCCUUGCUUCCGCCAUUUUUGUUUGGUUUUGGGUAAAGAGAGUGAAAGGGAAGGUUCUCAUCUCAAUUAGGGUUUUAACAGAGAGAUGAGCCGAAGUUUGGGGAUACCGGUGAAGCUUCUUCACGAGGCAUCAGGACAUAUAGUGACGGUUGAGCUAAAGAGCGGGGAGCUAUACAGAGGAAGCAUGAUCGAGUGUGAGGAUAACUGGAACUGUCAGCUCGAGGACAUCACCUUCACCGCCAAGGAUGGUAAGGUAUCACAGCUUGAGCAUGUCUUCAUUCGAGGCAGCAAAGUCAGGUUUAUGGUCAUACCAGACAUUCUCAAGCAUGCUCCAAUGUUCAAGCGCUUGGAUGCUAGAAUCAAGGGAAAGAGCGGAUCACUUGGUGUUGGCAGGGGUAGAGCUGCAAUGCGAGGGAAAGCUCCGGCUACUGGGCGUGGAACGGGAGGAAGGGGAGCAGUACCACCUGUUAGAAGAUGAUUGAAUCUAUGCUUUAACAUUAGAUGAAUGAAUAAAGCAACGGACAUGCUUUACCCAAUUGAUUGUAACUUGUAAAUGAAGACAAAACUUUGGCCAAAUUGAAACAAGAUUAUGAACGUAACAAGUAGAUGACUUGGCUAUCAAGUACCAUGACUAUGUAACAAUGACUUGCAGAAUGUUUGAGACGUUCCUGAUUGGCAUCUACCAAAAUGAAGCACGUAAGAUUCUUUACAACACUUUCUUUACAUGUAAUUUUAAAGGUGAAUCUCCUUCACAAAUUGAAUGUUAUAUAAGGCUAAGGCAUGGUAUAAAAAAAGAAACAUUUGUAUCUU